Molecule: messenger RNA, 1766 nt
Organism: Triticum dicoccoides
Lineage: Eukaryota; Viridiplantae; Streptophyta; Magnoliopsida; Poales; Poaceae
Exons: 5
Source: RefSeq, a predicted model, not a curated record
CUUCCCAACUGGCACCCUUAAAGCUAUUGUCCUAAAAGUUCUUCCCAAUGACCCCAGACUGGUGCAAGAAUCGCCACAAGUCAUGGAACAACGCAAGAAAUCAGUGAGGCACCUGUUGUAGGAGGCAUUUAAGCCACAUCAUCCUACCGCCGGGAUUGUCCUUUACUUUUGUUACGACUUAGCUGUCCCUAUAGAUGAUAAAGAUAUCAAAGGUGGUGCAAUGCUACCACGGUCGAACUCGAAGGACUUCACUAUUGAAGCUAGUGGAGGGAGAUCAAGCCCCUUUGUCGAAAUGAGGAAGAGGAAGGCGUCUGAUGGGAUCCAUAUCAGAGAUCCUAUAGACCCUACUCCUCUCCGUCAGGUACCUCCGCAGAGCUCUACCAAGGCAACAGAGCCUCCUCCUCCAUCGAAGAGGAGAAAGAGUGGUUUUAAUCCUCCAAGAGCAUCUGAUAAGGAGACAAGCAUACUCCAAAACGAUGGAAGGUCCACCGAACAGGGUGAGAGCACGACAGCUGGAGAGCCGACCCAUACUGCUGAAGAGCAAAGGCCUUCCAUUCAUCCACAGACCGAUGCCGAGGCUUCUUCCGCCAUUAAGGAUUUAUCUCCAAGUCACCCACAUCAUCCAGUGGUGGGCCACUAUGACCGUGAACCGUCUAUUGCUUAAGAAGCAUCCACCCUGCUUCAAAGGAGCGAGGCGGUGUACCACGGCCACGGGCCAAGUUGCGCACCAGCCGAUAGAGGGGACGGCAGCUCGAGGAGGGCUGCAACAGAGAGUGAUGUGAAUAAGCUGCUUGGUUAAGUACCCGCGUGGGUGCCAGAGGGUGAGGAACACCAGUGCCCUCCACACUUUGGUUUUACCAAAGGCUAUCCCAUCGAUGAGACAAAGGCUAUCGGCAGCGUUGAUGACACGGAGGAGGAGACCGAGUGGGUCGAAUCUACUCCCGUAGUAGACACUUUACUGAAGCGUCUCCCUCGGAUGAUCAAAGAUCUGCAGGAAUUCCAUCACGAUGCCACACAGAUCUUGCGGCCGAAUAUGGAGACAUGGGGGAAACGCAGCUGUGUGAAGUCGCAAUACAUUAAGGACACCGGGGACGUGGUUACGAGCCAUGUAGAUCCUGCGAAGCGGAUAAGGGAGCUGCCAUGCAAUAAGGAUGAAGCCGAAGAGCGGGCACAAGCUGCCGAACCUGAGAUUGCGUGCCUCAAUGGUGACUACGAGCGAGCCAUGUACCUCACUCAGGCGGAGUAUGAAGAAGAGCGUGUGCAGCUUGCGGCAGAGGUGGAGUCUCUCCGUGCCAUUGUCGCAGAGUCAGGCGUCUUUCGUUCCGCCAACGAGGAACUGCGGGCCCGUGUCUUGCAGCUGGAGGAGGACGCGAGGAAUAACACUCUUGCCCUCGACGCUCAGGAGAAAAUGAAGGAAAAACUCAGGACAACAGAGGUCCUUCUAACACAAGCCAGAGAAGCUGCUGACUCCAACAACAAGAUGGCUAACAAGUAUGAGCAUGGUUGGUCUCGUGUAUCUGCCGCCUCUACCCUUGUUGCGGAUGCCAUUCUAGGCGACACCCGUAUCUCUGGAGACAAGGAGCUGGAUCGUCUGAACAAGGCUCAUGUGGAGGCAGAGGCUUUGAUGGCCACGGCAAGAGCAACCUGCACUGCUCUGUUCCCGGACACAGAUAUUGGAAGGAAUGCAGCUUCUGUCGCCAACGUCAUGAUUGACGGGCCGUCAGAGUUCCACAAGUGGAAGGUCUCUGCCUCUCGUGAAGGAGCUC